Molecule: messenger RNA, 674 nt
Organism: Antrostomus carolinensis (chuck-will's-widow)
Lineage: Eukaryota; Metazoa; Chordata; Aves; Caprimulgiformes; Caprimulgidae
Product: G1/S-specific cyclin-D3
Exons: 4
Coding region: 51-674 (207 amino acids)
Biological process (GO): mitotic cell cycle phase transition
Molecular function (GO): cyclin-dependent protein serine/threonine kinase regulator activity
Source: RefSeq, a predicted model, not a curated record
GUCAGGUGUGCGAGGAGCAGAAGUGUGAAGAAGAGGUCUUCCCCUUGGCCAUGAAUUAUGUGGAUCGUUACCUGUCGUUAGUCUCCGUGAGGAAAAACCAUUUGCAGCUUCUGGGAGCUGUCUGUAUGCUCCUGGCUUCCAAGUUACGAGAAACCAUGCCCCUGACCGUGGAGAAACUCUGCAUUUACACAGACAACUCCAUCACACCUCAGCAGCUCCUGGAUUGGGAGGUUCUAGUCCUGGAGAAGCUAAAGUGGGACCUGGUCUCGGUGAUAGCAAAUGAUUUCUUGGCUCACAUCCUCCAUCACCUCCCGCUGCCUAAGGACAAGAUGGAGCUGGUGAAGAAACACGCACAGACCUUCAUCGCCCUGUGUGCCACAGACUACACUUUUGCCUUGUAUCCCCCCUCCAUGAUCGCGACGGGCAGCAUCGGGGCGGCGAUCCACGGCCUGACGGUCUCCGUGAACGAUUUCACCGGCGAGGCCAUCACCGAGCUGCUGGCCAGCAUCACCGGCACGGAAGUGGACUGCCUGAAAGCCUGUCAGGAGCAGAUUGAGGCAGCUUUAGCCGAGAGCUUGAAACAAGCAUCCCAACCCCAAGGGGAAUACAGUGCUGCCAAGACUGCUGCUUACCCGGCCAGCCAGCCGACAGACGUCACGGACGUCAACCUGUGA